Molecule: messenger RNA, 3858 nt
Organism: Exserohilum turcica Et28A
Lineage: Eukaryota; Fungi; Ascomycota; Dothideomycetes; Pleosporales; Pleosporaceae
Exons: 2
Coding region: 1-3858 (1285 amino acids)
Biological process (GO): mitotic DNA replication checkpoint signaling; activation of protein kinase activity; mitotic G2 DNA damage checkpoint signaling
Molecular function (GO): anaphase-promoting complex binding
Source: RefSeq, a predicted model, not a curated record
AUGUCAUGCUCACCACCACGCGCACCGGACGCGUCCGCGAAGCCCCGACCAAAACUUCUCGCAGCAUUACGGAAACCCGCACCAGAAUCUUCGGAGAGCGAGCCCGAGUCUGAUGACGGAAGCUCAGCAUCCGAAAACGAGUCAUCCACUCUCACCACUAUACCAAAACCCCUCACGACGACACGGCCACAGCUCGACAUAACACAACCCAACGACCAUGACGAGAGCGAUGGAGAAGAUGCAUACGAACUCAUGAAGAAACGACUGGCUGCAGCCAAGACCUCAAAAGCAGCCGAGCCAGCACCACAACAAGCAUCAGACCACACAUCUGUCGUUGCUACCAUUGAAAGUAGCGAGGAUGAAGACGCAAUGCCUGUUCGAACCAAAGUCCGCAAAUCAGUCGCGCAGAGGAGCAGGACUACAAGCCCACCAUCACCAGGUCUAUUUGUCACGCCAGACCCUUCACCAAGCAAGAACAAGUCCCGACCACCAUUGGAUGCCGGCUCCGAUUCAGAAGCAUCGCAGCCCACACAAAACACUGAUUUGCAAGAGCGAGUACGGCGCAUCCGGGAGGAGCGAUUGGCGAAACAGCAGGAGCAAGAAACACAACAAACAAAGCCCAACAAGGCCGCGCGGCGGCAAGCAGAUGCCGGCUCUGGUAGCGACACAGAUGGCGAGAGCGGCAGGCGGCUUACCCAACAGGCCAAGCCGACUCGAAGAGCGGGCAAGAAAGCCAUCGAGGCCAUGGCCCGCGACCAGCAGCGUAUCAGUCGCAAUAUGCAGCUCACGCACCAAGCAAAGACGAAGAAACGCUUCACUACACAGGAUCUGUUUAAGAAGUUCAACUUCCAAGCACCAAAUGCUGAUGCCCAAGUUCUGCCAACCCCCGAACCCAGUUCAGCGUUGGCUUCUUCUGAUGCAGAAGUGAACCAAGUGCAAAACACUCCACCGACAAGCCCACAACAACAAAACGGUGCUUCCGAACAACAAGCUAUUCCAAAUAUUCAGCAACCACCUGUGCCAGCAUCAGACACGCAGAACGACAUUCUCUCCCCAGAGCCCGUCAAGUCCGACAAGGGCAAAGGAAGAGCGCCCGAGUUCCAACACCUACCAGAGCACCCUUGGAUGAAACAGUCAGGAACAGUGACCGUACAAAAUGCCUCAGUACAGACAAGCAAGGCUCCAAAUCAUGACAUGGUGGAACUCUCUGAUUCGGAUGAUGGCCUUUCGGCGGAAAAGCCAAAGAGCAGAUUUCCAGUCUUCGACCGACUCCCGACGAAGAAGCAGCACGAAGCAGCUUCACUCGUGCGUCUGCGUGCCCUUGCCCAGUUGACAAAAUCUCCUCCAAAAGUCAAGAAAGGCCAGAAGUCUGUCACUCGUGGCGAGAUGGAGAUGCUGCUGGCGCAAAAGGCUCGUGAGCAGACUGCAAAAGCCCGAGAAGAGAGGAUUGCUGAGCUCAUCCGACGAGGUCAUAACCCUGAGACCGAGGAGGAGAGGGAAAAGCGCCAAGUCGAGAUUGAUGACAUGGUGGCACUGCUUGAGAAACAGAGACAAGAGGACCUUGAGCUUGCUAAAAUGGAAAGAAAGGAGGCCAAGAAGAAUGGUGAAACGAUAGAUAACCUGCCAUCCAGUGAUGAGGAAGAUGACGACUACAUUGGAAGUGGAGAAGAGGACGCAGGUGAGGACGAUGACGAGAACGAAGAGGAAGAAGUAGAGGUCGAGCUCUCUGGUUCAGAGGAUGAAGAGGUUGAGCAUUCUGAUGAUAACGAAGGCAACCGAGCCGAAAAUACCGACGGCCUCGUUGACGAUAUGACUGACGAGGACAAGCCAGAGAUGAAGCAAGCAGCACAUGACCAAGAUGCAAAUAUGGAAGACGACGAUGGCAGUGUUCCUGUUCGAAGGCAGACUGUCAUCAGAGCCCGCAAUAGAGUCGUUGACGACGAUGAGAGCGACACUGAAACAGUCAAGAAUGCCACACCGACCCAGCCAACCACUCAGAACGAUGCCAUGGCAGCUUUCGGCUUCGGUAAGGCCAACACCGAUGUAGGCCUUACCCAAAUGUUCGCUGGCACCAUGGCGGACCUUGAAUCCGAGUCUCAGCCGCCUGCUGCUGCUCUUGACCCCGAGCAAAAUUCUCUCGACUUUUUACGGAACCUACCCGAAACCCAACCUGGCGCAAAUUUUAGCCAGGCAUCAGACUUCAUCGUUCCCAAUAGCCAAUCUUUGAUGUCACCACAAAAGGGAUCACAGACUGGCCACGAAUCCCAGCUCAACUUGGAUAUCAGCCAGGUGGUCAAGACUUCGCCCGACCUUGCACAGACACAAGUCGAAGAUUUUGAACCAACCCAGGACGCUGGGUUUUCCUUUUCUCGCUCACCAGUGGGUCUUGCGCCGCCACCAUCUACAGUGGACACUGUCAUGAUGACUGUUGCUGAAUCUCCAAUCAAACAAAGGAAGGGCAAGCUUCAGCGUGGACGACGAGAGGCGACUGUCGAGCUUUCAGAUGCUGAUGAAGACUUGGUCAAUAAUGAAGAGGAAGAGAGCGAAGACGAUAUUCAGCGUCCGCCCAAGCCAAGCAAAGAUGCCUUCAGAAGAAUGCAGGAGGCAGCCAAGAAAGCGAGAGCCGCCGAAGAGUUCGACAAGAAGAACAGCUUGGCAAGGGAGGCUGUCAUGGAGCAGGCUGAGGAGUCUGAGGAUGAGUACGCUGGACUUGGAGGAGCCAGUGAUGAUGAAGAGGGAGAGGAGGAUGAAGAGCUCAAGGCCAUGAUUGAUCACAACGAUGUCAAGGUCGACGAACGCCAAAUCGCUGCUUUCUAUGCUGACAAAACGAAGAAAGACGACGAGAAGCAGAUUGCCGACCUUUACAAGAAGAUGCAAAGCAAGGGUGGUCUCCGCAAGCAUGCUGGCGGCUAUGAUGGCUUCGACAUGUCAGACUCUGAAGACGAGGCUGAGAUGCGCCAGCGCAGGAAGCGAGCGGAAUUCCAAAAGCAGACGAAUGCGUUGCUGCAAGACCAGAAGGUCAAGGCUCUGGCUGACGACGCAAAGAAGAAGGCGUUCUUCAACACACUGGCCGACUUUGCCGACGAGGGCGAAUACGACUACCUCAACAUGCCUGAGAAUGAAACGGAAGUAGACUCUUCGCAGUCUCCAUCCCAACCACAAACCCCGGACGACGACAUUGCCAUUCCAGACUCACAAAGCCUCGCUACCUCAACAAACAUUCCGCUGAAACGUAAAUCAGAGAGCUCACAAAAAGAGAACCGCCCGCCUCCACACAUGCGCCGCACAGCCGCCUCCGACACAUUGAGCCGCAAGCCCCUCACAGCCGACGAUGUCAAGCACUCCAUCUCGGAGCUCAUCGAAGACCCACGCAUUGUAAUUCCCAAUUCUCAGCUCUCAGACGCAGAGGAAGACGACGAUGAGUCCAUGCCUACAACCAAGCAAUCUUCACACCGAAAACCAAUCAUCGACCGCCUGACACUAAGCCGGCAAUCGACCGUCGACGACUCCACCGUAAGCGCAGAUUCCAAUCUAGCAUUCCACAGCUCGAAGCGCGUAGCUUCGGCUCCAGGCUUCCGCGUCCCCUCGCUCAUCCGCCAGGCUACUAGCAAUCUCUCUGUGAGCAGCGAGCGAUCCUCCGGUAGCGGUGCACCUGCGUCUGCGUCCAAGGAGUCCGGCGUCAGGAGAGGCGGUACCGGACGCAGCAAUAUCCAUGCGCAAGCCAGAGAAGCGGAGCGCAGACAACUGCUGGACAAGAAGGAAAGUAAGCGGAAAGAGGCGCUCAAGAAGAAGGUUGAGGGCGGUAGGAACAAGGGCAUGAGGAGUGUGUUGAGUGAUCUUGGAGGUGGAUUUGAAUAG